GAGAAGAUCUAAAGCUAUGGCAGCUACUCUGAACUACAUCAUCUCAGCCUUUACUAUCAUCCUCUUCAUCACAAAUGAAGCUAGUUUAGCUUGCCAUCUUUCAGACAUUACCAUAGAGCAAACUAGGACUGGGCACAUUGUUGAAGGGAAACCAGAGUAUUAUGUAACAGUGAGUAACAAGUGUGUGUGUCCACAGUCUAAGGUGGUCUUGCAAUGCUAUGGACUUAGUAGCGUUGAGCCGGUGAAUCCCCGGGCUAUUCGGGCGGUUGAUGAUGAGAGUUGUGUUGUUGCCGGUGGCCGUCCUAUUGCCCGGGGCUCUCCGGUGAAGUUUAAGUAUGCAUGGCUCACUCCUCAGGACUUCCCUGUUGUUAGUUCUCAUGUUAAUUGCUAGUUAGUAUUACCUCUUUAUGUGCUCUUGUAUUUGUAGUCAUUAUUGUUAUAUAUAUACACUCAUGACUGUGAGAAGAAUGAUGCUGCUUUUUCAUGGUUUGGUUUUGAUUGAUUUGAGAAUUAUAGAGGGAGAUGUUUUCUUGUGUUUGGUUGAAUGAAGAAAAUUUGUAUGUAUUGUUAAUGGUA
Molecule: messenger RNA, 576 nt
Organism: Dioscorea cayenensis subsp. rotundata (Guinea yam)
Lineage: Eukaryota; Viridiplantae; Streptophyta; Magnoliopsida; Dioscoreales; Dioscoreaceae
Exons: 2
Coding region: 17-391 (124 amino acids)
Biological process (GO): cell fate determination
Source: RefSeq, a predicted model, not a curated record